GAGGCGCUGCGGCGGCGGCGACGGCGGCGGCCGCAGCUGGAGCUGUCGCGGGCUGGGGCGGUUGGGCUGGCGGGUGAAGCUCGUGGCCAUGGAGUGGGGCUCUGAGUCUGCGGCUGUGAGGCGGCACCGCGUCGGCGGGGAACGUCGGGAGGGACCGGCGACGGCCGCUGCGCAGCCGGAGAGGGAGGCCCUGGCGCAGGAGCCCCUGGUGGAGGCGUGCAGCGGCGCGAGGACGCGGAAGCGGAGCCCAGGGGGUAGCGGCGGCGCGAGCCGGGGCGCGGGGACCGGGCUGUCAGAGGCGCGCACGGCGCUGGGGCUCGCGCUCUACCUGCUCGCCCUGCGGACGCUCGUGCAGCUCUCGCUGCAGCAGCUCGUGCUGCGCGGGGCCGCUGGGGACCGCGGAGAGUUCGACGCGAGCCAAGCCAGGGAUUAUCUUGAACACAUAACAUCAAUUGGCCCCAGGACCACAGGGAGUCCAGAAAAUGAAAUUCUGACGGUUCGCUACCUUUUGGAGCAGAUUAAGCUGAUUGAAGCUCAAAGCAGCAGCCUUCACAUGAUCUCGGUGGAUGUGCAGCGGCCCACGGGCUCCUUCAGCAUUGACUUCUUGGGGGGUUUCACGAGCUACUAUGACAACAUCACCAAUGUUGUGGUGAAGCUGGAACCCAGAGAUGGAGCCCAGCAUGCCGUCCUGGCCAACUGUCACUUUGACUCAGUGGCGAACUCACCAGGUGCCAGUGAUGACGCGGUGAGCUGCUCCGUGAUGCUGGAGGUCCUUCGUGUCUUGGCAACGUCUUCCGAAGCCUUGCAUCAUGCUGUCGUGUUCCUUUUUAAUGGUGCUGAGGAAAAUGUCUUGCAAGCCAGUCAUGGUUUCAUUACUCAGCACCCCUGGGCCAGCUUGAUUCGUGCAUUUAUUAACCUGGAGGCAGCAGGUGUUGGAGGGAAAGAACUCGUGUUCCAAACAGGUCCUGAAAAUCCUUGGUUGGUUCAAGCUUAUGUUUCAGCAGCAAAACACCCUUUUGCUUCUGUAGUGGCUCAGGAGGUGUUUCAGAGUGGAAUCAUUCCCUCGGAUACCGACUUUCGCAUCUACAGGGAUUUUGGGAACAUUCCAGGAAUAGACUUAGCUUUUAUUGAAAAUGGAUACAUUUAUCACACCAAGUAUGACACAGCAGACAGAAUUCUAACGGAUUCCAUUCAGAGAGCAGGUGACAACAUUUUAGCAGUUCUUAAAUAUCUGGCGACAUCUGAGAUGCUGGCUACUUCUUCUAAGUACCAACAUGGAAACAUGGUUUUCUUUGAUGUGCUUGGCCUCUUUGUCAUUGCCUACCCCUCUCGAGUCGGCUCGAUAAUCAACUACAUGGUGGUAAUGGCUGCUGUUUUGUACCUGGGCAAAAAACUGUUCCAGCCCAGACAUAAAACUGUCAACUACACGAAAGACUUCCUGUGUGGACUUGGCAUCACCCUGAUUAGCUGGUUCACUAGCCUUGUUACGGUUCUCAUUAUAGCAGUGUUCAUCUCUCUCAUUGGACAGUCUCUCUCAUGGUAUAACCACUUCUAUGUCUCCGUUUGUCUGUAUGGAACAGCUGCUGUAGCCAAAAUAAUACUCAUACAUACCCUUGCAAAAAGAUUUUAUUUCAUGAAUGCCAGUGACCAGUAUCUGGGAGAAGUAUUUUUUGACAUCUCGCUGUUUGUGCAUUGUGGUUUUCUUGUAACCCUCACUUAUCACGGACUUUGCUCAGCAUUCGUUAGUGCUGUCUGGGUAGUGUUUCCAUUGCUCACAAAGCUUUGCGUGCACAAGGACUUUAAGCAGCAUGGUGCCCAAGGAAAAUUUGUUGCUCUUUACCUUUUGGGGAUGUUUGUCCCUUAUCUUUAUGCACUGUACCUCAUCUGGGCGGUGUUUGAGAUGUUUACCCCCAUCCUUGGGAGGAGCGGCUCGGAAAUCCCACCUGAUAUCGUGCUGGCAUCCAUCUUGGCUGGUUGUACGAUGAUCCUCUCUUCUUAUUUUAUUAACUUCAUCUACCUUGCCAAAAGCACCAAAAAAACCAUGCUGUCUUUAACUCUGGUGUGUGCAGUUACGUUCCUCUUGGUUUGCAGUGGAACUUUUUUCCCAUAUUCCUCCAGUCCUGCCAGUCCAAAGCCAAAGAGGGUGUUCCUUCAGCACGUGACUAGAGUAUUUCAUGACCUGGAAGGAAAAGUAGUUAGACGAGACUCUGGAAUAUGGAUUAAUGGUUUUGAUUACACUGGCAUGUCGCAUAUAACGCCACACAUCCCUGAGAUCAAUGACACCAUCCGCGCUCACUGUGAGGAGGACGCGCCCCUCUGUGGUUUCCCUUGGUAUCUGCCGGUGCACUUUCUGAUCAGGAAAAACUGGUAUCUUCCUGCCCCAGAAGUUUCUCCGAGAAAUCCUGCUCAUUUCAGACUUAUAUCCAAAGAACAGACACCUUGGGAUUCUGUAAAGUUGACUUUUGAAGCAACAGGACCAAGCCAUAUGUCCUUCUACGUCCGAGCUCAUAAAGGGUCAACACUGUCUCAGUGGUCUCUUGGCAAUGGCACACCGGUCACGAGUAAAGGAGGGGACUACUUUGUAUUUUAUUCCCAUGGACUCCGGGCUUCUGCAUGGCAGUUCUGGAUAGAAGUGCAGGGCCCAGAGGAACAGCCUGAAGGAAUGGUCACUGUGGCCAUCGCUGCCCACUAUCUAUCUGGGGAAGACAAGAGAUCCCUGUCACUGGAUGCUCUGAAGGAGAGGUUCCCAGAUUGGUCGUUUCCUUCUGCCUGGGUGUGCACCUACAAUGUCUUUGUGUUUUAGUCUUGGGGAUGAGCUCUAAGUACAUGCCCAGUGGAUACUCCAUGUGACACAGUUUCUCCCUAUGUUACGUGGAUGUUUGUAACGUAAGUCAAUGAGUUUAAUGCACAUAUGUUUGAAGAGCUUUUUUGGUUAACACUUUUCAGGGCCAAGCACUGUAAUGGUUAAGCUGUGAGACAUGCAUGGCCUUUUUGACACUUGAAAAUGCCAGUUUUCUGGCACUUAAGCACAUGUGGGUAUUGCCACUGUCAUUGUAUAUGACCUUAAGGACAAAAGCCAACAACCACUUUAGUAGCUGUCCUUCUAGGAAGGAAACAUGUAAACCAUCAGACCAUUCUCAGUGGGACUUGUCAUUUCCAGUUAGAGCAAGACCCUCUGUUAGGACAAGGAUGGUGGGUAAAACACCCUUCACUACGGUGAUGAUUCCCCUCGAGAUCUAACUCCAUAGGUCAGUAGAAAGUGGCUGUCGUAAGGACGGGGGAAGCACUGCACCUGAGAGCUGUUUCUUCAGGCAACCUCUCUCUCUGUCUCGAAGCCUGGACCUGAUGGGGUGCUGUAUGCUGGGGUUAACACAAGUGUCUUGACUAGUGGUCACUGAAAUCCACUCAGGCUGUUUACCCCUGAAACUAUCCAUUUGAUUGGUUGCGUUACCUUUCCCUAAGGAAUUUCAUACUUUUUUUUUUGGUUUUUAGUAUUUGUGCAAGUACAUGACCCUAACUUCCUUAGAGCACUGAACUGCCACUGUGGUUAUUGUGGGGUAGGAGGAGAGUGGUUGGGAUAAGGUGACAAUUUUCUAAGUAUUUAUUCUGUUUUGUAGGAGUCUUUUUACACUGAUGACCUAGGCCCUUUGUGCUUGCCAGCCAGGUGAAUAGAGUAGUGUCUCAGUAAGUUACGGCACCGUAGACUGGCUUUCCUGACACGUGAGACUGUUCUGGAAUAAGCCCACUGUACCCAGAGUUGCUGGUGUUCAGACCCUGCAUAAUCACAGUGCUGACGCUUUUCAGUUUGAAAGGCAUUAACUCAUUAGUUGCAUAGGCAAAAGAAAGUUGAAAGAAAAGGUACAGCAAAGAAGACGAAAGCAAGGUUUACAUUUUUGGGGAGCUAAGGGAAUAUGCAGAAUGCUCGCUGAAAAGUGGUCCCCUCAGAUCUCAACGGAAAGCUGCACAGUGUGUAUGAUGUGCUUUCUUAAUCACGCUCAUCUUGCCUAAUUUGUGACUCCCUAAAGACUGGGCUCAUGCAGGCAGAGCUGAAUGGUAAGGUGCAUCAGUGACUUGACCUGGUAGAAAUGCUGUAUUGCUGGUAGUAAGUUGGUAAGAGUCACAGUUAUAAAGAAAAGGAAAGAGUAAUAUAUCAAUGAAUUUCAAAAGGCAGGCGUAUUUUCUGUCCCUGUGGUUAAUCUGAAAUAGAUUAUUGAGGAUCUUCUGUGAAAAAAAACUUUGGAGAGGAUGUUGUUUUUUCAUUGACAACCAUGAUUCUCCUUUGGGGUGGUUUCACUUAUCUUCAGCAUUUUCUAGCUUUGAUAUUGUGCUAACUAGUCUCAGGGCCAGGGUAACAUCUUAGGUAGUUAUUUUAGUAUCGGAAAUGGUCAAGUGAUCACCAUAAAUAUUAUGGCGCUAUUAGGAAGUACAUUGUCAUAUCAGUAGGCUCUGUAAUGAAUGUUAGUUUUUUUUUUUUUUUAAAGAGUAUCUGAGCAUUUGCAUAACUUCUAAAAGGGUCUUUCCAAGCUCUAUCAAAUGCAUUAUGUUCUGCAGAAAUAAAUACAAGUAGCACAGUACUCCAUAUUCAGGGAAAAUAUGAAGAAUUUACUUCCUUAUGUUGAUGUAAGAAUGAGUGUCGCAUGAAGUGUUUGUUUCCACAGUUUAGCAGAAGUAAACAUAGGAUUCCUUAAGAUGUCACCACCGAGGGGGCCACAAGCCAGCCUGCUGACUCAGGAAGCUGUAGGAAGGAUGAUUGUAUCUGUCCAAUUCUGGUUUACUGCCUUGUUGAGGAUUAAUUGUUGCCUUACAAUGUUACGGAAAUAAACUUUUUAACAUAA
This is a messenger RNA of Oryctolagus cuniculus (rabbit), 4835 nucleotides long. It is a transcript of the gene ERMP1, whose product is annotated as endoplasmic reticulum metallopeptidase 1. NCBI's taxonomy places the organism in Eukaryota, Metazoa, Chordata, Mammalia, Lagomorpha, Leporidae. The record is from RefSeq and is a predicted model, not a curated record. Gene Ontology annotation, molecular function: metalloexopeptidase activity. Gene Ontology annotation, biological process: proteolysis.